This is a messenger RNA of Crotalus tigris (Tiger rattlesnake), 4397 nucleotides long. RefSeq names its product SATB homeobox 1 (gene SATB1). Lineage: Eukaryota; Metazoa; Chordata; Lepidosauria; Squamata; Viperidae. Gene Ontology annotation, biological process: chromatin remodeling; regulation of transcription by RNA polymerase II. The record is from RefSeq and is a predicted model, not a curated record. Gene Ontology annotation, molecular function: DNA-binding transcription factor activity, RNA polymerase II-specific; RNA polymerase II cis-regulatory region sequence-specific DNA binding. The transcript has 14 exons. The coding region runs from base 671 to 3193 and encodes 840 amino acids.
UCCAUUUCCCCCCCCCCAACCCCCGCGCAUCGAUUUACGCCGUCACCACCUCCUCCUGCUUGUCUGUCUCUCCCUCCCAGGACGGCGCGUCGGAUGAUCCGGGGCCGCCGGGGAAGAGCUCCAGGCAGCAGAAGGGAGGCUGUGUCCUCCUACUGUCUUAAACUGUAUCUCUCCCUUAAAAAAAUAAAGCCGGUAGCCCUCCGUGUUAUUUUGUAUUAAAAUGAGGAGAAGGAGGAGGAAGAAGAAGAAGCAGCAGGAACAUCAGAAGCGGCAGCAGAAAGCAGUAGCGGAGAAGAAAAGAGGAAGGAGCAGGAGCAAGGGACGGCGGCGGCAGGAGCAGGAGGAGGAGUGAUGAGUCAACUAAUAAUUUAAUGGGGACAGACCAAGCGAGAGGGCGAGAGCGAACAAGCCAAGCUGAGUCCGGGGUAUACACACACACACACACACACACAGAGUAACAUCUAGCAACAACCACCAAACCGGCCUAAAUAACAGUUAUAGCCAGCCGAGAGACAACAAGAAUUCGAAAUUUCAGAGGAUUAAUUUAUUACUGUUUUUUGGAUUUAGAAAUCAUCUUCAAGACAUCAUUCUGCAAAGGAAAUCUCCUUUGUUUCCAUUAUUUAUAUGCUGUCAAGUUUUGAAGUGGUGAUCUUUAGAGGCGGGACUGAGUAUGGAUCACUUGAACGAGACAACUCAGGGGAAAGAACAUUCAGAAAUGUCUAACAAUGUAAGCGAUCCGAAGGGUCCACCAGCCAAAAUUGCCCGCUUGGAACAGAAUGGGAGCCCAUUAGGAAGAGGAAGACUUGGAAGUACAGGAACUAAGAUGCAAGGAGUGCCUUUAAAACACUCUGGACACCUGAUGAAAACACAAAUUAGAAAAGGAACCAUGCUUCCAGUUUUCUGUGUUGUGGAACAUUAUGAAAAUUCCAUUGAGUAUGAUUGCAAGGAAGAACAUGCAGAAUUUGUUUUAGUAAGGAAGGACAUGUUAUUCAACCAGCUAAUUGAAAUGGCAUUAUUAUCACUUGGAUAUUCUCAUAGUUCUGCUGCCCAAGCAAAAGGAUUGAUCCAGGUUGGGAAAUGGAACCCAGUUCCUCUAUCCUAUGUGACAGAUGCUCCUGAUGCGACUGUAGCUGACAUGCUGCAGGAUGUUUAUCACGUAGUCACACUGAAAAUCCAGUUGCACAGUUGCCCUAAACUAGAAGACUUGCCUCCUGAACAAUGGUCUCACACAACAGUAAGAAAUGCUCUGAAGGAUUUACUGAAGGAUAUGAACCAGAGUUCAUUGGCCAAGGAGUGUCCCCUUUCACAGAAGAGAAGGAACAUACUGAUAUGGAACAGGAAUUUUGCAAAUGAAAUGCAGGAGGACAGUGGAGAAAUUUAUGUUAAAUCCACAGUAAUCCAUGACAGUGAAGGACAUCUGAGCUAUAAUCCCAUGAAAGCCCAUACUUCCAAAUGGAGUAUGAUAUCUUCCAUUGUGAACAGCACUUACUAUGCAAAUGUCUCAGCAGCAAAAUGUCAGGAAUUUGGGAGAUGGUAUAAACAUUUCAAGAAGGCAAAAGAUAUGAUGGCUGAAAUGGACAGCCUUUCUGAACUAUCACAACAAGGUGCCAACCAUGUCAACUUUGGUCACCAGCCAGUCCCAGGAAACACUGCUGAACAGCCACCAUCCCCUGUUCAGCUUUCUCAUAGCAGUCAACCAUCUGUUCGGACCCCACUUCCAAACAUGCAUCCUGGACUUACUCCCAUUAGUCCUCAGUUGGUAAACCAACAAUUGGUAAUGGCCCAGUUGCUAAACCAGCAGUAUGCAGUGAACAGACUUCUAGCCCAACAGUCCUUAAAUCAACAGUACUUGAACCAUCCCCCUCCUGUCAGCAGAUCCAUCAACAAGCCGUUAGAACAACAGGUCUCAACUAACACAGAGGUGUCUUCCGAAAUCUACCAGUGGGUGCGUGAUGAAUUGAAACGAGCAGGAAUCUCACAGGCAGUUUUUGCACGUGUGGCAUUUAACAGAACUCAGGGCUUGCUCUCAGAAAUCCUGCGAAAGGAAGAAGACCCCAAGACUGCUUCGCAAUCUUUACUAGUAAAUCUUCGGGCAAUGCAGAAUUUCUUGCAGCUGCCUGAAGCAGAAAGAGAUCGAAUAUACCAGGAUGAAAGAGAAAGAAGCUUGAAUGCAGCUUCUGCCAUGGGUCCAACACCUCUUAUAAGCACACCACCCAGCCGACCUUCACAAGUAAAAACAACUGCUAUUUCAACAGAAAGAAAUGGAAAACCUGAAAAUAAUACCAUGAAUAUUAAUGCUUCCAUUUAUGAUGAGAUCCAACAGGAAAUGAAAAGAGCUAAAGUAUCUCAAGCAUUAUUUGCAAAGGUUGCAGCAACAAAAAGCCAGGGCUGGCUCUGCGAACUCUUGCGUUGGAAAGAAGAUCCCUCACCUGAGAACAGAACUCUGUGGGAGAAUCUGUCAAUGAUCCGGAGGUUCCUCAGUCUUCCUCAGCCUGAACGAGAUGCCAUUUAUGAACAAGAAAGCAAUGCAGUUCAUCACCAUGGCGACAGACCUUCUCACAUUAUUCACGUUCCAGCAGAGCAAAUUCAGAGCCCCUCUCCCACCGCCCUUGGGAAAGGAGAGCAUAGAGGCGCUUUCUUACCUGCCCUGCUGACCACUGGACCUUGGCUGGGUGCUGCUCCUCAGCAACAGCAGCAGCAGUCCCAGCAACAGCCACCCCAGCAGCAGGCCCAGCAGCAGCAGCAGCAGCCCCCACCUCCAGGUCCCAGAUUACCCCCAAGACAGCCAACAGUAGCAUCACCAGCUGAAUCUGAGGAUGAAAAUCGUCAGAAGAAUCGUCCACGAACAAAAAUUUCUAUAGAAGCUCUGGGUAUUCUUCAGAGUUUUAUUCAAGAUGUAGGCCUGUAUCCGGAUGAAGAAGCAAUCCAGACUCUGUCAGCCCAGCUCGACCUACCAAAAUACACAAUUAUUAAGUUCUUUCAGAACCAGCGAUACUAUGUCAAACACCAUGGAAAGCUGAAAGAUAACUCAGGCUUAGAAGUAGAUGUGGCAGAAUAUAAGGAAGAUGAGUUACUUAAGGAUUUGGAAGAGAGUGUCCAAGACAAAAGUACGAACACACUUUUUUCAGUUAAAUUAGAAGAUGAGUUAUCAGUAGAAGGGAACACUGACUGUAACACUGUAUUGAAAGACUGAUAAAAAUAGUAUUUAUUCAACAGCAUCUCUGCUUACUAAUAAAAAGAAAAAUCCAUCCUGUAUACUGUCAUCAACCUCUUUUGUCAUUGUUUGGCCUAUGAAUCUUCCAAAACUUGCACAAAAGUUGAAAAAAAAAGGAUAAUACAGACUGCACUAGAUAUUUUACAAACUGCUUCAGUGAUAGAAAUGAAGCAUUGAAGAUUGUUUCAUAUUAAUUUGUGUUCACUGGGUACAUCAACAUGUAUCCAAUAAGCAUGAUAUCUGUGGAUUGUUUUUCUUCUUAUUGUUGUUGUUAUUAUUCUAGAGCUUUCAGACAAGCAUUACUUUGUGACUUACUGUUUUUAUUUUUUCCCAGUUAUUGUUAACACUCCACACUUGAUCUAUGAAAGCUUAACAUUUAUUUAAGUAAAAGAUAAAAGAAGAGUUAGUUACUCUUGCUCUAUUGUAUGUUACAAAAGAACUAUAGACUGUGAAAUGCAGUUUAAAGUUCACAUAUGCCAACAAAUGCCUUGUAUUAUAUGGCACUGCCGUAACUCAGAUUUUUUUUUCAAAAGUAAGAAGUCACUGUAUCUUUUUCAUUUUCAUUUGUUAUACGAAUUUUUGAAAGCAAAAUGUGAAUCAUGGUUUUUCCCAUUAUUUAUUUGUAGAUCUUUAAAUAUCAUAUUGUAAUUAAUUUUAGAAGUUUCCGUUAAAUGUAAUAUUGCUUCUCUUGUUACCAUAUUGGGUUUUUUUUCUAUUUAUAAGUGUAUUUUGAUGGGCAGUAAAACAAAGUGUCUUAAAAGUUUUAAAUAGAAAAAAAUGUGCUUUACACAGUUGCCUAUAAAAAGUGCUCUAUGUUAUCCAAGCAAUUCAUACUAUAAGCUUCACUCUUAUUGUUGUAUGCAAUUUUUACUAUCAUGCAAAUAAGCUUAGGUAAAUCAAACUAAUAGAUCACCUUAGAAACUUAUGCAAUUAAUGUGAAAAUAAUUGAUGUUUGCAAUGUGUCUUCCUUUGGUUUACAAUCAAUUUUAAAGCUACAGCUGUAUAAAUUUUCUGUAUAAAGGUGUAUUUCUUUUUUAUGAGUUUAUUGCUAUGAAAACACCAGUUAUUUUGUUACAGCUGGCUGUUUUUAUAAGUGUAUCACAAUUUUCUUUAUGCAGAAAUGUUCUGACUAGGAGUGGUUAUUGACUGUAACUACACAAUUAAAAUUGUUUGUAUGGUAUGA